UGUUUCAAUACAAGAGAACUUACACAUUAUCGAACGUGUUUUGUAAGAGAUACAAUCAUGUUUUAUAUAACUUCCUAUCAGGGCCGGCCUUAGGCCUCCACAGGACUCUUAAACAUUUUUUUAGAGAAGAACUACUUCAACUAGCAAAACUUGUCCUCAAUAUUAUUGUUUGGGUACGCUGUGGCUGUUUUAAAUAAAUUGCGUAGUUUAUUAAGUUUAAUUUUUUUCGUUGUAUAUUAUAUUUUGUAUUUCUUUUGGAGCCACUAAAUAAUAAAUAGUAAAUUAACUUCGCCUAGGUCCUCCAAUAAUCUAAGGCCAGCCCUUUACCUAUGUUCUAUAUAGAUCUACUUAUAGAUUCUAGAUCUAAAUAUUCUUUCAAUGGAGAAACUAAGCUUUCUAGAUCUAAGCUUGCCUUAAUAAUUUAAUACAACUUUGAGAAAAUUCACAAGAAUGUUAGAAAAGAGGUGCAAAGACUACAGGAAGGAAGAUCUCAAUGAGACAUAAAUGAUCUUAAAAAAACUAUCAAGAAUCAUAAAAAGCAGCAAGUAUGCAGACAACUUGCCAUAAUUAGCAAUAAACUCAGUGAGAGGGUUCAAAGACAGGAGAAUGAUCGUCAACACAAAAAAUACAACAUGUGAUGUACUAUCUUCUCACUGCUGUCAACUAGAGGAUUAUAUGUCUACAAAAGAAACUGCAAUUUGUGAAAAAUGAAUACCCAAUGAACAUUCCAGAUUUUAAAGAAUUUGUUUCUCAAUUGAUUACACUGAAUUUCACAACCUCAAGCUAAUAAUGGUAUUUCAAUUUAAAAAGAGAACUGAAAAAUACAAAAGAUAUAAAAGGAAAAAACUACUUCUAUCUCUGGCCAAUUUUGUUUUCAACAAAGAGAAGAUAAUUGUGUAGCAAUAUUAACUAUUAAUAAAGGAGCAUAAUUUAAAUGAAAUGUCAAAAAAAAAUAAAAAAUGAGCAGACUAAUACUGAUAUUUGUGCAAAUGGUUAUUUUAUUUUUAUGUCUGUGAAUUGGUCUUUGACAAGUGUGGACACUAUAUGCCUCACUGAAAAAUGGAAAUCCUACAACUCUGAACUCAAUAUGUUUUUAGUGCCUUCUAAAAAUGAUGUUUCAAAGUCAAUUACUUUUGUAAUUAGAUUUAUUCAAUAAGUUAUUGCCUAGCACAUUUUCUUUUUUUUAAAGAAGCUAUAGAUAGGUUAGUCAAUGUAUUUCCACAUAUUUCAAAGAUGCCACUGCCUCCUUUAAAUAUAGCUGACCUGGUCAUGUGAUAUAUGUAUCUCGUACACCUUCAAUGAAAUUAGAGUAAAACCACAGUUGGAGUGAGACAAGGCUGCCUAUUAUAUUUUCUACAAUAUCUUCCUUGAAAGGAUAAAGGAAGAUGCUCUCGGGGGCUAUAAAGAUUCUGUAAGCAUUGGAGAACGAAACAUUACUAACUUGUCCUUUGCGGACAACAUAGAUGGUCUGGCAGGGACAAAAGAAGAAUUAGAUGACUUGGUGAUGUGCAUAGACAAGACUUCCGCAGCAUAUGGUAUGCAAAUCAAUGUAGAAAAAAAAAAAUUAUGACCAAUAUAAGCCAACAGGACUUUAAAGGGGACAUCAGCAUUGGUGGUGAAAAGCUGACAAGUGUCUGUAGUUUUAUAUACCUUGGAGCUAUUGUCUCAGAUGAAGGAACCAAACCUAAACUACUGGCCUGAAUAGCACAGUUGACAGCAGCACUUUCAAAACUCAAAACAAUCUGGAAAUAGAAAGGCAUAGCCAUCAACACUUAACUCAAACCGAUGCGCUCCCCGGUUAUGACCACAUUCUUAUAUGCUUACGAAUCUUGGACGCUGACUGCAGCAGAUCUCGAGAAGAGGAUCUUAACAAUGGAACUAAGAUGCUAAGGAAAGAUCCUCAGAGCUAGCAAAGACCUUUCUUCAGGGAAAGUAUCAGGAAAAGAAGAAGUGGCAGACAGAGUUCAACAUCAAAGAAUAGACAGGCCCGUCAUUAAAUGAAAUUCCAUCCAAAUUCAAACCCUGUCCACUUGAAAAAGACAGCUGAAAAUGUCACAAGACAGCCCAGAUUACAACACCUAUAGGACUCCACUUGCAUCUCGCUAUGCUAGCACAGAAAUGAAAAUUAAUUUUUCAGAUCAGAAAAAAUUUUCAACAUGGAGAAAGUUAUGGCUUUAUUUGGCUCAGGCCGAAAAGGAACUUGGUUUAGAUAUUACUGAUGAGCAGCUUUCAGAAAUGAGCCAAAAUUUGACUAACAUUAACUACAAGCAGGCAGCAAUGGAAGAGAAAAAAUUCAAGCAUGAUGUAAUGGCUCAUGUUCAUACAUUUGGGGCUGUUUGCCCAAAAGCUGCUCCCAUCAUUCAUCUUGGAGCCACUUCCUGCUAUGUCGGUGACAACACAGAUUUGAUUGUACUCAGGGAUGGAUUUGAAAUACUUAAGCCAAAGCUUGCCACAUGUAUUCAUUUAUUAAGAAACUUUGCUAUGGAACACAAGGAUCUCCCAUGCCUUUCGUACACGCAUUUACAAGCUGCACAAGUUUCUACUGUGGGUAAGAGGGCAUGUAUUUGGGCACAAGAUCUUCUCAUGGAUUUGAAGAACAUGGAAAGAGUCAGCAGUGAACUUCGUUUUCGAGGAGUCAAGGGUACAACUGGCACACAGGCUAGUUUCUUGACUUUAUUCGAUGGAGAUGCUGCCAAAGUUAAAGAGCUGGAUAGGAAGGUUACUGAGCUUGCAGGUUUUAAAAGUCACUUCAUCAUCUGUGGACAGACUUACCCCAGGAAGGUUGACGCAGAGGUUCUGUCUGUUUUUGCAAGUUUUGGUGCCACAGUUCACAAGAUUUGUACUGACAUUAGACUUUUGUCAAGUUUUAAAGAACUUGAAGAACCUUUUGAAGCUGAGCAAAUAGGAUCCAGUGCAAUGCCUUACAAAAGAAAUCCUAUGCGAUGUGAAAGAAUCUGCUCUCUUGCAAGGCUUCUCAUCUCAUUGGUCAUAAACCCUCUACAAACUGCAUCAGUUCAAUGGAUGGAACGUACUUUGGAUGACAGUGCCAACCGCCGUGUUGUUCUUCCAGAAGCAUUCCUUGGUGCAGACGCUAUUCUAAUGACUUUACAGACUAUAUUUGAAGGCCUUGUCGUUUACCCUAAAGUCAUAGCCAAAAGACUGGAAGAUGAACUUCCAUUUAUGGCAAGUGAAAACAUUAUAAUGGCUAUGGUUAAAGAAGGAGGUAACAGACAGGAAUGUCAUGAGAAGCUCCGCAGUCUAGCAUUACAGAGUGCUUCUGUCAUGAAGCAAGAAGGUCUUCCUUGUGAUCUGAUUGCCAGAAUAAAAGAUGACAGCUAUUUUCAGCCCAUUUUGUCAAAACUGGACAGCUGUGUAAAUCCCACAACAUUUAUUGGGAUGUCAUCAAUUCAGGUUAAAAAUUUUAUUGAGGAUGAAGUGGAUGUAGCAUUAAAGAAUUACAAGAACAACUUGGUCAAGUCCGUCAAGCUUGAAAUUUAGCAUGUCAUGCUGUCAGUGAGGUCACAUAGAUUGUUUUGGUUAGAGUAUAAGUGAAUAUUUGAUGAACUAGAAAUGUGAUUGUAAAUGACAUGGUUCAAAGAACAUUUCAGUCUAAAAUUAUCUAGAAUUUAAUGCAAUUCUAUGUUCUGGUUAAAUUCUGUUUAAAAAACAACAACUUUGUUGUGUUCAAUGAAAUGCACAUGCUUCAGUUUGAGGCACAUUAUUUCCAGGGUCUUUUAUUCAGUUUAUAUAUAAACAGAAAUUUUUUCUUUACACAGAUAUUAUUAUUUUUUUUACUGCAACCGUGUUCAGGGUGGAGGGCAUUAAUGAUACUUUCAGGUUAAUUGGGUUUUUAUAAACUUGAUUCCCCUUUGUUUGGAAUAGAAGAGUUUCUAUACUGCCUUGAGUGUUGAAAUGUUGAUAAACUCAAUAAAAUUUACAAUCAGA
Biomphalaria glabrata is the source of this 3945-nucleotide messenger RNA. RefSeq names its product adenylosuccinate lyase-like. Gene Ontology annotation, cellular component: cytosol. Bases 2050 to 3498 code for a protein of 482 amino acids. The transcript has 14 exons. The record is from RefSeq and is a predicted model, not a curated record. Gene Ontology annotation, molecular function: (S)-2-(5-amino-1-(5-phospho-D-ribosyl)imidazole-4-carboxamido) succinate lyase (fumarate-forming) activity; N6-(1,2-dicarboxyethyl)AMP AMP-lyase (fumarate-forming) activity. Gene Ontology annotation, biological process: 'de novo' AMP biosynthetic process. NCBI's taxonomy places the organism in Eukaryota, Metazoa, Mollusca, Gastropoda, Planorbidae.